Messenger RNA from Orbicella faveolata, 1673 nucleotides. RefSeq lists its product as uncharacterized. Gene Ontology annotation, molecular function: protein binding. The record is from RefSeq and is a predicted model, not a curated record. Lineage: Eukaryota; Metazoa; Cnidaria; Anthozoa; Scleractinia; Merulinidae.
UGUGUUUCUAUCGAGUUUGCCGCGGUGUUCCUCCAGUCAAACAUGUUUGCCUGUCGAUGAAAGACUGGGUCCUAGGAAACCAACCAAAUUAAACAAAAUGGCGUCGAUUUCCAGAUACCAAAUAACUACCAGAAGUUCAGUCUGAGACUGUAUCUUUCCUCCGGGAAACAAUGUCAGUCAGAGAAGCAAACAGUGCACGGACAGGUAAUUUCAGUUUAUAUACAUCGUUAACGGCAAGCCGGGGAAAAGACUUCGAACUUGGCGAAGAAGAUUUACCGGAAACUUGCAGCAUAAAGAGCGAAGAUUUAAAUCCGCCAUUGUCGUCAGGCUUUGUAACUUUGUCCCUGCCUCCGUUGCACGAAGCAGCUGAGCAAGGUGAUUCUACUGCUGUGUCGAGGCUGCUUUUGGAUAAAAAUGUGGAUGUGAAUGAAAAAGCUGGAGGGCAUCGCGCAUACAGGACAGCUUUGCACCGAGCUGCUGGAUAUGGGCACCUUGCAGUUGUCAGGCAGCUCCUUAAGGCAGGAGCAGAUCCUAUGAAACGUAGUAGUGUGCAGAGGACACCACUCCAUGAAGCAUGCAUAGGUGGACACAAACAUGUGGUGAAGGAACUGCUCAAGUAUGUCGCAGAUAUCAAUGUUGUAGAUUCAAAUGGACAAGCUAGUGCUCAUCUAGCUGCAUAUCAUGGUGAAGCUGAAUGUUUGAAGGUCCUGAUUGCGAAUGGGAGCAGUAUGGCUCUUGAGGACAAACAAGGACGGUCUCCAGCUCACCUGGCAGCUAUGAAAAAUCAUCCAAUGGCACUGAGGUGCCUAAUUGAGAAUGAUGUGGAGGUAAAUUGUGUUGAUGAUCAAGGACGUACACCUGCCCACUAUGCCGCAAGUGCAGGUGGUUUGGAUGCCUUGAAAGUGCUUGCUCACAAUGAUGUCGACGUUAACUCAAGAGACACUGUGGGCUUUGUUCCAGCACAUCUUGCAGCAGCAAAUAAUAACUGUUCUUGUUUGGUGUUCCUGUUGGGUUCAGGGCUUGCUAAAAUGGAAGUAAGGGACAGAUCUGGGAAAUCAUUACUACACGUGGCCGCACAACAUGGUGCUACAGAAUGUGUUCACUGGCUGCUUGAGCAUCGAGCUGGUCCAAACAUCAGAGAUGGUUGUGGUGCAACUCCAGCCCACUUGGCUGCAUCAGGAGCUCAUUUACAAUGUCUGAGUUGCCUCAUUAAACAUGGCGCUGACAUUGAUGCACAAGAUGCCAGGGGUGACGCGCCUCUAGAUUUUGCCAAGCACACAGGGAAUCCUAACUCAUUUCUUAAAGCAGUGAACAGUGAAGUUCCUUGUAAAUUUUGUGUUUCCAAGCAACGGAAAAUUGAAUAUGACCUGGCCCACCAACCAACACCUGUGGAGAGAAAUAUCAUUCAACAGGAAUCAGAGAUAUUUCUAACACCUGAAAGCUCUAAAGAAAGCGAUCCCAGAGACCUACAUGUUCGUUCAUCCCAUUCUUCAAAGCGACUUGGGUUCAAAUCAAGCGGUAGCCCUCAGCAAAUUCCCCCAAAACGAGACCUGGCAACCAAAUACUUUGGAGAGCAUCUCUUCUCGCUUCCAGUGAGUGUCACGGUGUCAGAGUCAGGGUUGAGUACCAACAAGACUCGUCGAAAGAGAUAAUUCUUAAUAACAAAGAAUGUC